This is a messenger RNA of Aspergillus novofumigatus IBT 16806, 6768 nucleotides long. RefSeq names its product bifunctional carbamoylphosphate synthetase/aspartate transcarbamylase. The coding region runs from base 1 to 6768 and encodes 2255 amino acids. Lineage: Eukaryota; Fungi; Ascomycota; Eurotiomycetes; Eurotiales; Aspergillaceae. The transcript is spliced from 3 exons. Gene Ontology annotation, biological process: L-glutamine metabolic process; UTP biosynthetic process; 'de novo' pyrimidine nucleobase biosynthetic process. Gene Ontology annotation, molecular function: ATP binding; dihydroorotase activity; carbamoyl-phosphate synthase (glutamine-hydrolyzing) activity. The record is from RefSeq and is a predicted model, not a curated record. Gene Ontology annotation, cellular component: cytoplasm; cytosol.
AUGCCACAGUCCGCCGGUAACGACGAAGUCGCUCUCCCCUCCAGCCCUUUGUCUGGAGGGGCCGUGUCCUACAAUCAGAUCAACAGGGAACUGCAGCCACUCCCAUCAAUGGAGUCAGGAAAUGGAGCCGUCAUUCCGCCUGCUUCUGCCCGAGUAAGAGGCAGCAGCGGCAAGAUGUUCGCCCUCGAACUCGAGGAUGGCACAGUCUACCAGGGCUACAGCUUUGGUGCUGAGAAGAGUGUGGCAGGAGAGUUGGUUUUCCAGACCGGUAUGGUGGGAUACCCGGAGUCGAUCACUGAUCCCUCCUACCGCGGUCAGAUCCUGGUCAUCACUUUCCCUCUGGUGGGCAACUACGGUGUGCCCUCCCGUGAGACCAUGGACGAGCUUCUGAAGACAUUGCCCAAAUAUUUCGAGUCUACAGAGAUCCACGUUGCAGCUCUCGUUGUUGCAACAUACGCCGGAGAGGAUUACUCUCACUUCCUCGCCGAGUCAUCCCUCGGACAAUGGCUCAAGGAGCAGGGCGUCCCCGCCAUGCACGGAGUAGACACCCGUGCUCUGACCAAGCGCAUCCGUGAAAAGGGUAGCAUGCUCGGCCGCAUGAUGCUUUCAAAGUCUGAAAUCGCCGAUGGCGUCGUGGAGGUGACUCUAGGCGACAAAGACAGCUGGAGGUCAUCCUUCGAACAGAUCGAAUGGGUAGACCCCAACAAGAAGAACCUCGUGAGCGAAGUUUCGAUCCGUGAGCCUCGCCUUUUCACACCCCCCGAGAAUGUCGCCCUCAAACACCCGUCUGGCCGCCCAGUUCGCGUCCUUUGCUUGGAUGUGGGUAUGAAGUUCAACCAGCUGCGUUGCUUGCUUGCCCGUGGUGUUGAGGUUCUCGUUGUCCCGUGGGACUACGAUUUCCCCAAGCUUGCCGGCAAGGACUACGAUGGUCUGUUCGUGUCGAACGGUCCCGGUGACCCAGCGAUGCUCUCUGAAACCGUGAACAAUCUAUCCAAGACCCUGGAGGAGGGCAGGACUCCUGUCUUUGGUAUUUGCUUGGGUCACCAGUUGAUUGCUCGUUCCGUUGGUGCCCAGACACUUAAGAUGAAGUUCGGUAACCGCGGUCACAACAUCCCCUGUACCAGCAUGCUGUCGGGCAAGUGCCACAUCACCUCCCAGAAUCACGGUUACGCUGUCGAUUCCUCGACUCUUCCCGAGGGCUGGGAGGAGCUUUUCGUCAACGCAAAUGAUGGCAGCAACGAGGGUAUCCGGCAUGUGAGCCGCCCUUUCUUCAGUGUGCAAUUCCAUCCCGAAAGCACUCCUGGUCCCCGGGACACUGAGUAUCUCUUCGAUGUGUUCAUCAACACUAUCAAGGACACUCUUGCCUCUUCUGAUGCUCUUCAGAAGCCUGUCUCUUUCCCUGGUGGAACAAAGGCCGAGAACAUCAAGACAUCGCCACGUGUCUCUGUCAAGAAGGUUCUGAUCCUGGGAAGUGGUGGCCUCAGCAUUGGUCAGGCUGGAGAAUUCGACUACUCUGGUAGCCAGGCUAUCAAGGCCUUGAAGGAAGAAGGAAUCUACACUAUCCUCAUUAACCCCAAUAUUGCCACUAUCCAGACUUCCAAGGGUCUUGCGGAUAAGGUUUACUUCCUCCCCGUCAACGCGGAUUUUGUGCGCAAGGUCAUCAAGCACGAGCGUCCUGAUGCCAUCUAUGUCACAUUUGGUGGUCAGACCGCCCUCCAAGUCGGUAUCCAGCUCAAGGAUGAGUUCGAAUCCCUUGGCGUCAAGGUCCUUGGUACGCCGAUUGACACCAUCAUCACAACCGAGGACCGUGAGUUCUUUGCGCGAAGCAUGGAGUCCAUCAACGAGAAGUGCGCCAAGUCUGCGUCCGCCUCCAACCUGGAGGAGGCUCUCAGAGUCGUCGAGGAUAUCGGAUUCCCCGUCAUCGUCCGUGCUGCCUAUGCACUCGGAGGUCUUGGCAGUGGUUUCGCUGAUAACAUGGAUCAGUUGAAGGAGCUGUGUACGAAGGCUUUCGCCGUCAGUCCCCAGGUUCUGAUUGAAAAGAGUAUGAAGGGCUGGAAGGAAAUUGAGUACGAGGUCGUCCGUGAUUGCCAGGACAACUGCAUCACUGUCUGCAACAUGGAGAACUUUGAUCCUCUCGGUAUUCACACUGGCGACUCUAUUGUCGUUGCACCUUCGCAGACUCUGUCUGAUGAGGAUUACAAUAUGCUACGUACUACAGCCGUCAAUGUCAUUCGCCACCUUGGUGUUGUCGGAGAGUGCAACAUUCAAUAUGCUUUGAACCCCUUCUCAAAGGAGUACUGCAUCAUCGAGGUCAAUGCUCGUCUGUCCAGAUCUUCUGCCCUUGCGUCCAAGGCCACCGGUUACCCUCUUGCCUUCAUCGCCGCUAAGCUUGGUCUGGGCAUUCCUCUCAACGAGAUCAAGAACUCUGUCACUAAGGUCACCUGUGCCUGCUUCGAGCCGUCCCUGGACUACUGUGUGGUGAAGAUUCCCCGUUGGGAUCUUAAGAAAUUCACCCGUGUGUCGACUCUACUUGGCUCUUCGAUGAAGAGUGUUGGUGAGGUUAUGGCCAUUGGGCGUACCUUCGAGGAAGCGAUUCAGAAAGCCAUUCGCUCCGUUGACUUCCACAACCUAGGGUUCAAUGCAACCAAUGCACUGAUGUCUAUCGAUCAAGAGCUCCAGACGCCUUCAGAUCAACGUCUUUUCGCCAUUGCCAACGCCAUGGCUGCUGGCUACAGCGUCGAUGACAUCUGGAAGCUUACUAGGAUUGAUAAGUGGUUCCUCACCAGACUCAAGCGCUUGAGUGACUUUGGCAAGCUCAUGAACACCUACAAUGCAACUACGGUUCCUCGUCCUCUUCUGCGCGAGGCCAAGCAGCUCGGUUUCUCCGAUCGCCAGCUCGCCAAAUUCCUGAGUUCGAACGAGCUGUCCAUCCGGCGGCUACGUGUUGAAGCUGGCAUUCUCCCCAUUGUCAAGCAGAUUGACACCGUCGCUGCUGAAUUCCCUUCAGUGACCAACUACCUGUACCUCACAUACAAUGCAUCUGCCCAUGAUGUUGCUUUCGACGAUAAUGGUAUCAUGGUCUUGGGCUCUGGUGUCUACAGAAUCGGCUCCUCUGUUGAGUUCGACUGGUGUUCUGUGCGUACCAUUCGGACCCUCCGUCAGCAGGGCCACAAGACUGUCAUGGUCAACUAUAACCCUGAAACUGUCAGUACCGAUUACGAUGAGGCUGACCGGUUGUACUUCGAAAAUAUCAACCUCGAAACCGUUCUGGACAUCUAUCAGCUGGAGUCCUCUAGUGGCGUGGUCAUUUCGAUGGGCGGCCAAACCCCGAACAACAUUGCCCUACCCCUCCACCGCCUCAAUGUCAAGAUUCUGGGUACCUCUCCUGAGAUGAUUGACAGCGCGGAGAAUCGUUACAAGUUCUCUCGCAUGCUUGACCGUAUCGGCGUGGAUCAACCUGCCUGGAAGGAACUUACCAGCAUCGAGGAGGCCAAGGGAUUCUGCGACAAGGUCGGCUACCCAGUGCUUGUCCGGCCCUCCUACGUGCUUUCGGGAGCUGCCAUGAACACCGUCUAUUCCGAGCACGAUCUUGCUUCCUAUCUCAACCAGGCGGCUGAUGUUUCACGCGAACACCCCGUCGUUAUCACCAAGUACAUCGAGAACGCCAAAGAGAUUGAGAUGGAUGCCGUCGCUCGUAACGGUGUCAUGGUCGGACAUUUCAUCUCUGAGCAUGUUGAGAAUGCCGGUGUCCACUCUGGAGAUGCGACCCUGAUCUUGCCCCCUCAGGAUCUUGACCCUGAGACCGUUCGACGUAUCGAAGAAGCCACUGCUAAGAUCGGAAACGCUCUGAAUGUCACUGGUCCCUUCAACAUUCAAUUCAUUGCCAAAGACAACGAUAUCAAGGUCAUUGAGUGCAAUGUCAGAGCUUCUCGUUCAUUCCCCUUCGUGUCGAAGGUCAUGGGCGUCGACCUGAUUGAGAUGGCUACCAAGGCGAUGAUCGGCAAGCCCUUCGCUGAGUACCCUCCAGUGACCAUCCCUAAGAAUUACGUUGGUGUCAAGGUCCCUCAGUUCUCUUUCUCUCGUCUCUCCGGUGCCGACCCAGUUCUGGGCGUUGAGAUGGCUUCUACCGGAGAAGUUGCGUCCUUCGGUCGCGACAAGUACGAAGCUUAUCUGAAGGCUCUGAUCUCCACCGGUUUCCGUCUUCCCAAGAAGAACGUCUUGUUCUCGAUUGGUUCUUACAAGGAGAAGAUGGAGAUGCUGCCAUCUAUCAAGAAGUUGCACCAGUUGGGAUUCAAUCUCUUUGCUACCGCUGGUACUGCCGACUUCCUGAAGGAGAAUGGUGUGCCUGUCAAGUAUCUGGAGGUUCUUCCUGGCCAGGAAGACGAACUGAAGUCCGAGUACUCCCUUACUCAGCACUUGGCGAACAACCUCAUUGACCUUUAUAUCAACUUGCCAUCCAACAACCGCUUCAGACGUCCUGCGAACUACAUGAGUAAAGGUUACCGGACUCGUCGUAUGGCCGUCGACUACCAGACUCCUCUGGUCACCAACGUGAAGAACGCCAAGAUCUUGAUCGAAGCCAUCGCCCGCCACUACGCCCUGAACGUGCAGACCAUUGAUUAUCAGACCAGCCAUCGCACCAUCAUCUUGCCUGGCUUGAUCAACAUAACCGCCUUUGUCCCUGGUCUGGUCACUCCCGGUUCCAAUGACUUUGAGCUUGUCACCAAGGCUUCGAUUGCUGCUGGUUUCAGCAUGAUUCGCGUCAUGCCCGUGGGUGUCGACGCUUCUGUCACGGAUGCUCGCGCCCUCAGAGUUGCCCAGCAGAAUGCUCAGAAGGCUCCCUACUGUGACUUCAACUUCUCCGUUGUGGCGACUUCUACCAACUCCGAGCAGGUCGGCCAAGUCACCGGAGAGGUGGGAUCUCUGUUCAUUCCUUUCAACCAUCUGUCUGGGAACAUCAGCAAGGUCACUGCUGUGACAAACCACUUCUCGGUGUGGCCCUCGAACAAGCCCAUGAUCACCGACGCCAAGUCUACCGAUCUCGCGUCAAUCUUGUUGCUGGCGAGCCUCCACAACCGCAACAUUCACGUCAUGAGCGUCACCUCAAAGGAGGAUAUCAAUCUCAUUGCUCUCAGCAAGGAGAAGGGCCUGAAGGUCACCUGCGACGUCUCGAUCUUCUGUCUCUUCCUCUCUAGAGAAGAUUUCCCCGACUGCAACUUCUUGCCGUCUGCUGAGGACCAGAAGGCCCUGUGGGAGCACAUGAGCACCAUUGAUGUUUUCUCCAUCGGCAGUAUCCCCUUCCAGCUUGCUGGUAAGCAGGCCUCUCCCGUUUCUGGUAUUGCCGAGUCGUUGCCAUUGCUCUUCACCGCUGUGUCAGAGGGUCGCCUUACCGUUGAGGAUAUUGUUUCGCGCCUUUACGAGAACCCCAAGAAGGUCUUCGAGCUUCACGACCAAGCCGACAGUUCUGUUGAGAUCGAAGUUGACCGACCAUACCUCUUCCAGAGCCCGUGCUGGUCUCCCUUCAAUGGCAAGAGCUUGCGGGGUGCUGUUCAACGGGUUACCUUCCAGGGCAAGACCUCUUGCCUCGAUGGUGAAGUGACUCAAGAUGCUCCCAAGGGAACAGAUAUGUCUGGCCAUCGUAUUGUGCCUGCGUCUCCGUCUGUCAAGGCUAUGUCUCCCAUGGUCCAGGCUCGCCCAGAGAGUUCUCUUGACAGAAGACUGUCGAUUUCUGGAACUCCAGGUCGCUCUUUCAAGCCAAGACCCGCUGAGUCGGCCGCGAAUGAGCUCGGUCCUCCUCUGUAUACCCCUGUACAGACUUCCUCCCUGCGCGAUUUGCUGUCGCGGUCGACCUUCAGACAGAAGCAUGUUCUCUCUGUCAACCAGUUCACCCGUGCGGACCUGCACCUGCUCUUCACGGUGGCUCAGGAGAUGCGUCUCGGUGUUCAGCGCCAGGGUGUUCUUGACAUUCUGAAGGGUCGUGUUCUGACCACUCUCUUCUAUGAACCUUCGACCCGCACAUCGGCAUCCUUUGACGCUGCUAUGCAGCGUCUCGGCGGACGGACUAUCGCCAUCUCCACCGAGCACUCUUCUACGAAGAAGGGUGAGACUUUGCAGGAUACCGUCCGCACCCUGGGUUGCUACGGAGAUGCCGUUGUUCUCCGUCAUCCCGACCCCAGCAGCGCUGAGACCGCUGCUAAAUUCUCGCCAGUGCCGGUCAUCAACGGCGGAAAUGGCAGCGUCGAGCACCCCACUCAGGCAUUCCUCGAUCUCUUCACCAUUCGGGAAGAGCUUGGAACUGUCACUGGCUUGACAAUCACCUUCACCGGUGACCUGAGAUACGGACGUACCAUCCACUCUCUCAUCAAGCUGCUCCAGUUCUAUCACGUGCGCAUCCAGCUCGUUGCGCCCAAGGAUCUUUCUCUUCCCGAGGAAGUCCGUCAGACAGUCGUCGCAUCCGGACAGCUGGUGCUCGAGUCUGAGGAGCUGACACCAGAGAUUGUUGCACGCUCCGAUGUCCUGUACUGCACUCGUGUGCAGAAGGAGCGGUUCGCUGAUCUCGAGCAGUACGAGCGUCUUAAGAACAGCUUCAUCAUUGACAACGCUCUCAUGAAGCACGCCAAGAGCCACAUGGUCGUGAUGCACCCCCUGCCCAGGAAUGCAGAGAUCGCCGAGGAGGUUGAUUUCGACCAGCGGGCGGCUUAUUUCAGACAGAUGAGAUAUGGCCUUUACUGCCGCAUGGCUCUGCUUGCGUUGAUCCUGGCACCAUAG